AGUAGUAGAUCGCGCCGGCAUUAUCAGGCAUUUUCCUUCAAACGAUCUGCAUUCAGUUGUUUCUAGCUUAGUGAGAAAUACAGAUUACUCCCAUCGGUCAGAAUGAGAAUUUUAUGGGAAUAUUCAGUUGUAGUGCUUUAUGUAAUCAGCUUUCAACAUACCUUACUAGCGGCCACCUACGGCUGUACGGACCAAUAUAAAACGUAUUGCGUAAUCGAGAACGUAACGUCGGAGACUUUUCCCAGUUCGACCUUUCCAGAGGAAAAAUCACUGCUCAUACAGAACAGCACGAUACCGGAAUUCGGCGGGGAGCACUUCCGUCAGCUACCAACUGUGGAAAAUCUAAUGAUACAUCAUUUGAAAAUCGAAAAAUUAAACCUGUCUACGUGCCCUCUGUUGACAACACUGUUCGCAAGCUAUAAUCACAUUUCCGAGCUCGACGUUGCCGAAGGAUUGGCCCUACGUAAUUUACACAUUUACCAGAACAUGCUUACGAACGUAAGUGCGCUGCGUGUUUUAUCCGAACUGGAACAAUUAUACCUACACGAUAAUCUACUGGAAGUACUGGAUAUGGGCACUUUCGCCGGAAUGAAAAAUUUAAAAAUCCUGACACUCCACCGAAAUCUUCUGACAGCCAUUGACACAAAACAGGCCGUCAACUUACCGAGUUUGGAGUCACUAUUUCUGCAGCACAACAAGCUGGCAUACUUGGAUACUGGUUUGUGGAAAAUGGCAGCCCUCCGGAAGCUUGACCUAAGUUCGAACGAGUUUGGCUUUCUGUUUACGUUUCUGGAAGAAUUUCCUGCACUGCAAACGCUGGAACUGCACGAUAACAAGUGGAACUGUGCUUGGCUAAGCAAAAUGGUUGAUCGGUUGGAAAGUCGCGGAAUUCAACAUUCCCAGGUGGAUGCCGCCUGUGAAGGUGUCCUGUUCGGAGGUGUUUGUUGUCUCACCGACGGCGCUAGUCCGGAUCCGAUGAUGCUGCUGAUCAGUAGAACCGCUAUCGUGGACGACCUACACGACCAGCUGGGAAACCAACGACGGAAGGUGGAAGAUUUGGAGGAAACUCAGCGAAAGCAGAACCACAAGUAUGAUGAGAUGAAACGGAAAAUCGAUCAAUUGGACGCUCUUUGUCGGAAUGAAUUAUAAGUGCUUUUGGAUUAAAUUAACUAAAGUAUUUUAUUUCGUAAAUCACUCAUCAAUAAGCGAAAUUUCAUCAAGGAUCUUGAAAGCAAUUCGUACGUUUUCAUGCACUACACUGACUUCGUUCCGCAAUAGUUGGUUCACUCUUUCCAACUCAGCAAAAUGUUUGUGGAAAGCCUCGAUACGUUCUCGUUCGGUUUUAAUUUGAUUUUUCAAAUCAACACUAGAUAGGUGGUUUUUCAACUGUUG
This is a messenger RNA of Sabethes cyaneus, 1392 nucleotides long. RefSeq names its product protein phosphatase 1 regulatory subunit pprA-like. Gene Ontology annotation, molecular function: protein binding. The record is from RefSeq and is a predicted model, not a curated record. The coding region runs from base 103 to 1149 and encodes 348 amino acids. NCBI's taxonomy places the organism in Eukaryota, Metazoa, Arthropoda, Insecta, Diptera, Culicidae. The transcript has 2 exons.